Molecule: messenger RNA, 2114 nt
Organism: Nymphaea colorata (pocket water lily)
Lineage: Eukaryota; Viridiplantae; Streptophyta; Magnoliopsida; Nymphaeales; Nymphaeaceae
Product: chlorophyllide a oxygenase, chloroplastic
Exons: 9
Coding region: 96-1715 (539 amino acids)
Biological process (GO): chlorophyll biosynthetic process
Cellular component (GO): chloroplast
Molecular function (GO): chlorophyllide a oxygenase activity; 2 iron, 2 sulfur cluster binding
Source: RefSeq, a predicted model, not a curated record
CAGCACUCUUUAGCGCGCAUCCUCCCUCCUCUCCCCCCCAUCUCUUCCCCUGCUCUCUCUCUCUCUCUCUCUCUUUCUCCUUCUUGCUGAGCGUCAUGACCACUGCACUGUCUGCGCUAUCCCUGCCGAUAUCUCUCUGCAAGCCGCCUCGAUUUUCCUCGAGAAAGAAGUUGCAGGGGGGCAGAGUGGUAAGGGUAGGCGUGUUUGCGGUGGUGGGGGAGGUGGAUGGUAGCAGCAUCGAGAAGAAGAGUGGCUUGCAUCCUCUCUUCGAUGUGGAGGAUCCGAGGCCGAGGGUCUUCCGGUCCAAGGGCAAGUUCCUGGACAUGAACCAGGCGCUUGAGGUCGCCCGUUAUGAUAUUCAGUACUGUGAUUGGCGAGCUCGGCAAGACGUGCUCACCAUCAUGUUGCUUCAUGACAAGGUAGUGGAUGUUCUCAAUCCUUUGGCACGUGAAUACAAGUCAAUUGGCACAGUGAAGAAAGAGCUUGCAGAGCUGCAAGAAGAUCUUGCAGAAGCCCAUAAACAGGUUCACAUAUCUGAAGCAAGAGUUUCAGCAGCUCUGGACAAGCUAGCCUUCAUGGAGGAGCUCGUGAAUGAGAGCCUGGUGCAAAAACAAAACAUCCCAGAAUCUGAUAGGUUGUCACUCUCUCCAAGCACUUCAUCAGCAUCUAAUGACAUCGCCAAACCCCGGACCGCACGAAGAAGUUUGAAUGUGUCAGGACCUGUACAAAAAUAUCAUCCAAGAUUAAAGAACUUCUGGUAUCCUGUGGCUUUCUCAGAUGACGUUAAAGAUGACAAUAUGAUUCCGAUAGACUGCUUUGAGGAGCCAUGGGUGUUGUUUCGUGGGAAAGAUGGAAAAGUUGGCUGUGUCCAAAAUACAUGUGCUCACAGAGCUUGUCCUCUUCAUCUUGGUUCUGUAGUUGAUGGCAAUAUCCAGUGCCCUUACCAUGGUUGGGAGUUUUCAACUGAUGGCAAAUGUCAGAAAAUGCCAUCAGCAAGGUUGCUGGAUAUACGAAUAAGGUCUCUACCAUGCUUUGAACAGGAUGGAUUUGUGUGGAUCUGGCCUGGAGAUGCACCUCCUGCAGCCACCCUUCCUUCUUUGAAACCUCCACCAGGAUUUGUGAUCCAUGCGGAGAUAACAAUGGAGAUACCUAUUGAGCAUGGGCUGCUUAUAGACAAUCUUUUGGAUCUUGCACAUGCACCAUUCACUCACACAUCUACCUUUGCAAAAGGAUGGAGCGUACCAAGCCUAGUGAAGUUCCUAACACCGGGAAAUGGACUACAAGGGCAUUGGGAUCCAUAUCCAAUUGACAUGGAGUUCGGGCCACCUUGUAUGGUAAUAUCAACCAUCGGAAUUUCUAAGCCAGGGAGGUUGGAGGGACAGAACACGAGGCAGUGCUCCACCCAUCUACAUCAACUCCACGUGUGUCUGCCUUCAACCAGGCAUAAAACACGACUUUUAUACAGGAUGUCUUUGGAUUUUGCUCCAUUUCUCCAACACCUUCCCUUCAUGCAAAUUCUGUGGAGGCAUUUUGCAGAAAAGGUCUUAAAUGAGGAUCUAAGGCUUGUGGAAGGUCAGCAAGAGCGGAUGAUCAAUGGGGCAAAUGUUUGGAACUGGCCUGUGGUAUAUGAUAAGCUUGGAGUAAGGUACAGAAUAUGGAGAGAUGCACUUGAAAGAGGCAACAAGAAGCUUCCAUUCGAGAGGUCCACAGAGUGAAAACUUCCAAAGAGUAGCUCAAAUUCCCACUUAUUUGGAAGGGACGGUAAGAUUCAUUCUUCAUGUAGCUCUAGAUAAUAUGGAUUUUCCUGCCUUUGAAGUCUGAUUCACAGGAGUCCAUAAUUCACUUCCUGGAAGGGCAGCAUCAAAAUUUCUUUCCCUCAAAGGAAAUUGUAUAUGGGUUAAGGUUGCAAGUAAUUUGCGUCUUAAUCGUCUAGAGUAUUUUCAUGUACAGUGCCUAUGCUGAUUUUUCUUCCUUUUCACCCUUUUAUCACCCCAUCUGAAGCUUCAACGAGGCUUAUUCCCUUUUGUAUGUGAACUGGAAAAAUAUUUGGCAUUAUCAUGUCGAUGGUUAAAUUUGAUAGUACAAAUGAAAAUUAUUCUUGAUUCACCUCCUUA